Molecule: messenger RNA, 342 nt
Organism: Acaulospora morrowiae
Lineage: Eukaryota; Fungi; Glomeromycota; Glomeromycetes; Diversisporales; Acaulosporaceae
Source: the annotation of a GenBank genome assembly
CGAACAAGAUUAGAUAUCAAUAAAUUAGAAGAUAUGGCAAAAAUUAGAUUAUAUUAUAUUGCCAAUAUGGAAUCAGAAUUAAAUAAUAGUGAAGAAAAACUUACCGAAAUAGAAUUAUGUGAAGCUAUCAAUAUUUCAGCAAUUAAUGAAAUAAUGGCUUUAAACAAGAAUGAAGAUUUGCUUGAUUUUGAAGAAUUAUCCGAAAAUAUGGAUUCAACUCAAGAUAUGUUACUUAUCAAUAAUAUUAUUGAUUUGUUUCAAUAUAGUUCUGAAAAUGAAAAAGAAAUUAAUACUAAUACUUCGAUCGAAUCUGGAAACUUAAAUUAUUUACCUGAAAAUUUA